Molecule: messenger RNA, 1572 nt
Organism: Galendromus occidentalis (western predatory mite)
Lineage: Eukaryota; Metazoa; Arthropoda; Arachnida; Mesostigmata; Phytoseiidae
Product: protein transport protein SEC31
Exons: 5
Coding region: 1-1515 (504 amino acids)
Cellular component (GO): chitin-based extracellular matrix
Molecular function (GO): structural constituent of chitin-based larval cuticle
Source: RefSeq, a predicted model, not a curated record
AUGUUCGCCAAGGUCAUCGUUGCUUCCGUGGCCGUCGCGGCCGCUAACGCCGGAGUUGGUUUCGCCGCUCCCGUGAUCUCUGGAUACGCCGGCGCCGCUCCUCUCGCUUAUGCUGCUGCCGCCCCCGUUGCGAAGUACGCAGCCGCUCCCGUCCUCGCCAAGGCUGCUGUCACCUACCCCCCUCAACCCUACCAGUUCGGUUACGAAUCUGUCGAUGAGUAUGGAACCAAACAGUCCCGCCACGAGGUUUCUGACGCUUACAACAACAAGAAAGGAUCCUACUCCUUCACCGAUGCACGUGGAAUUGCCCGACGGGUCGACUACGUCGCCGAUGCCGCUGGAUUCCGUGCCACCAUCAACACCAACGAGCCCGGAACCGCUCCCUCCGCCCCCGCUGCAGCCCUGUACAACACCGCUCCCGUCGCUGUCAAGGCCGUAGCUGCUGCCCCGAUCGCCGCCUAUGCCACCGCCCCCGUCCUCGCGAAAGCCCCCCUCGCUACCUACGCCGCUCCCGCUAUUUCUUCUUACGGCCUUGCGGCGCCUGCCAUCUCCAAAGUUGGUCUGGCCGCCCCUGCCAUCUCUUCCUAUGGUCUAGCCGGCCCCGCUGUAUCUUCUUACGGUCUUGCCGCCCCCGUCGUCUCUUCUUACGGUCUCGCCGCCCCCGCUGUCUCUUCUUACGGUCUAGCCGCCCCUGGCAUCUCUUCGUACGGUCUUGCCGCCCCUGCGAUCUCCAAAGUUGGUCUUGCCGCUCCCGCUCUCUCAGGAUACGCAAGCACGGCUCCUGUUGCCUAUGCUGCCACUGCCCCGGUCACAAAGAUCGCCGCCGCUCCCAUCUUCGCCAAGGCCGCCAUCGCAUACCCUCCUCAGCCCUACCAGUUCGGAUACGAUUCCAUCGAUGAGUACGGAACCAAACAAUCUCGUUAUGAGGUCUCCGACGCCUACAACAGCAAGAAGGGAUCGUACUCCUUCUCUGAUGCUCGUGGAAUCGCUCGUCGCGUCGACUACGUCGCUGACGCUGCCGGAUUCCGUGCUUCCAUCAACACCAAUGAGCCUGGGACCGCUCCCUCCGCUCCCGCUGCCGCCGUCUACAACGCUGCUCCCCUCGCCGUCAAGGCUGUAGCUACGGCCCCCGCUGCCGUAGCCUACGCUCCCCAACCAUACCAGUUCGGUUACGAGACUGUCGAUGAGUAUGGAACCAAACAAUCCCGCCACGAGACUUCCGACGCCUACAACAACAAGAAAGGAUCCUACUCCUUCACCGAUGCCCGCGGAAUCUCGCGUCGUGUUGAUUACGUCGCCGACGGCGCUGGAUUCCGUGCCUCCGUCCACACCAACGAGCCGGGAACCGCUCCCUCUGCUCCCGCAGCUGCCAUCUACAACGCUGCUCCCGUCGCUGUGAAGGCCGUAGCUGCUGCCCCUCUUGCCGUCAAGGCUGUAGCUGCUGCCCCCGUUGCCGCUUAUGCCGCCGCCCCUGUUCUCGCCAAGGCUCCCCUUGCUUACGGUCACCACUACUAAUUCAAGGACUCCAGAUAAGAAGUCUUCAUCUUCGAACUGAACUCCUGUGAUAUCGCU